UUAUCCCCAUCCUUACCCCCAUCUCUCAUCUGAUGCUAUUUCCAACUCCAGGAGAAAUUGGAUUGUGGAAUAUACUGCCCCUAAGAACCUUCUAAGAGCGGUACAAAGAAUAGCAUGGCAGAGGUCCUGCCUAGAGAUGGGCAGUGCUAGGGAGACAGAGGCCCUGCAGUUGCUGAACCAAGAAGCUGUCCCUGAAGAUGCUGACAAGCCCAUCACCAGCUCACCUUGUGAUUGUAAAAAAAACAGCUGCCUCCAAAACGUCAGCUGUGCAAGCGGAGAUUUCACCAUGAGGAACUGCUGUGUAAAUGAACUUGGCACCAAAGACAGCAGCCAAAAAGUUGCCAUGGUGGAUAACCCAAAUCAGAAAGAGAAGGCUCAAGCUGUGGAUCCAAAGUCUUCUGUAGAUCUAGUUGCUGCUGCUGCUGAGCCCCCCCUUCUAAAAAACACAGGUGUUGGAGGAACUCCCCCAGAAGCAAAAGGAGAAGCUGCAGCUUGCCACGAGUGGAAACAGAACAGUAAGCAGGAUGAGAGGAUGGAGGAGAUCUCAAAUAGCACAGUGACCAUCUGCAGCUCUCUGGGAAAAAAAGUUAGCCCUGUUGCCGGAGAAGCAUGUAGGCAUCUCCCAACAGAGCCCUGCCUCAAAGGACCCAAUAAAGACUCAUCCAGCACACCAACCUCCCUGAAACAUGUUGCAUUUUUUGAACCCACCACAGGCAAAGCUAAGGAGGAAUGUAGCCAAAUAAAAACAGUUCAUUCCAAGAUGGGUUCAACACUUCCUGCAUGCCUGCAAAACACAAGUCAAGGGCAGCCUCUUGCCUCUAAAGGAGAUAAAUCACACAUCAGCAGUGAAGCUAUGGAAUACGGGAAAGAAGAUUCCAGAAGUCUCUUUGGGUCAGACGCUAUGAAGGAGUCUAUUCUGGAACCCUCUAAAGCUGAAACCACCUCAGAGAGGUCAGCCAAGCCUGUUGCGGCAAAGAAUCCUUUGAGUGAUACUGAGGAAACAAGGUUCCCUGUUGCAGAAACUCACCCACCUGGAAGCUCCAAUAAAGUGCCAGAUGUCCUUGUCACCAGCAUUUCUUAUGAAGUCAAACAUCAAGGCACAUCAGGUGAAUUAGAAUCAAGCCCAGUUGAAUCCAUGGAAGAGAAAACAGGGCACAGGGAAGCAACAAUCUCCAGCUGCAAAAGUCAGGACCAAGCUCAUGGGAAAAAGGUGGAGAUGAUUAGCAGAGCUACAAGUGAGGAACAUGCAACCAAUGAGGAGAUGACAUCUGUAGGACAUCUUGCCCAGACCUGCAUAUUGGAAGUCACGCCUCCCCAGCAUGAUGCUGGAACUCAGGUUGAUAAUCGGGUAUCUUUGGUGUCUGUAGCCAUCAGCCCUAUUAAUCCACCUGAUGGCUCUUCAGCUUUCCCAUUUCAUACAAGAGGUUUAGGGACUUCUCUGAAGAGUCCUGGUCCAGAGGAGAAACCCACAAAAAGGGAUGUGGAGAUGCAAGUGUCCAUCCCAGUGGAGACCAGGUCAGUGGCCACGGGACCUAUGACUCCGGUAACCAAAUCCCCUCAAUCAUCCUAUCCUGAAGUGCACAUUAAGAGUGCAGAGGAAGAGACAUCGGAGCCAAUACGGGAGGUCAGCUGGGAUGAAAAGGGGAUGACAUGGGAAGUAUAUGGAGCCUCCAUGGAGGUAGAAGUGCUGGGAAUGGCCAUACAGAAGCAUCUGGAGAAGCAGAUCGAAGAACAUGGUCGGCAGAUGGUGAUGACUCCCCAGAGUACCCGCUCCAGUUCUGUCAAGGCUGCCUCACGCAAGGGUGAGAUCAAGAGGCAGCCCAGUGUGUUCAGGGCGCUCCUACAGAAUGUACGACGGCCGCGCUGCUGCUCUCGUGGAGGCCCCGCUGUGGAGUGAAAUGUGUUCUUGUCAUUUUCUUGGGUUUUUAUUGUAGCUGGAAAAUGCAAAUAUUAUGUAGUUUCUCAGGCAAGGGGGGAGGGAAUGAUCCCUUUUUAAUAUUUUAAAACUGUAAUGUUAUGGCACCUCUAUCUACUGCUCUUCAAGUGGCAUAUUUUAAAAAUGUUGGCAAAGUACUGAACUAUAAGCUUGAUAAGUUUGGCUGGAGAGCUUUGAGCCCCGCCCCGUGAUAGGUGUUUUCAUAUACACCUGAAGAACUUACACAUUCCUGAGAGCAGCACUUAUACCUGCUGCUUACACCCCGAGUGCAAUUUUCAUGCUGGUUGUGUAAUCUCCACAAUGACAAAAUACAAAGGUCUCAACAACCUAUUUACUAUAGGAUGGAGAUCAUCUUUGGGAUUUUGCUGCCCAAUUGAUACAGCCCUCUGAUAGCCCACGCUUGUCAUUUUAAAAUAAUCACACGAUCACACUGACAUCUCUGAAAACAAAGUCAUCCAAGAUAUAAGGGAAUGGCCAUCUUUAAGUAUUUGGGAUCCUCCACAAACAGAAGAAGCUACAGUAUCUAUUUAAAUGAAGCACGUUUUAAAACAACCACUGUGGUUUUAACCACUCCAGAAUCUUUCUUGGUUCUGUUGCUGAACCACUGAAAGACCAGUGACAGUGACACCUGGUUCACCCAGAUAAGUAGACCCAUGUGCAUGUAGGUUGCUCCAGUUGGAGGUCUCCUAAUGCUAUUGUCAGAAAUUCUUAUUUCCUUCCUUAGCAGAUGGUAGUUGUUGUAGGGAGUGGUGGUAGUAAGAAAAAGGCAGUAGUAAUUAAUAAAAUAGUAGGCAUAGUUUUCUGGAUUCUUCCUCCUGUAACCCGGAGGCUGCCAUUAUUUGAUUCCAUAACAGUCUGUGAAUGCAGCAAAGUAGGAGCCACAACUAAACAUUGUCUGUUACAUAUAAAUCCACUUAACACACACGUUGGAUCUUUUAGCAUGCCAGAAACAUGCUUUUCACAGCUGUUAAUGGUUAAGCUUUCUGGCUCUCCCUAGGAGUAACUCAGAUGGGAAAGUGCUUUUCUAAAGAGAAUGGAGCAUGAGUGGAAUGCUUACCAUAAAUGUAUCAUAUUUUGCAACUUCUUUGAUCCAAAGAAACCGAAUCUGGGGGCACAUAAAUGCAAAUCUCAAGUUCUAAGCUGCUUGGAAAUAACCUUAUAUUUCUUAGAGCACAUGUUGAAUGGUGCAGCAUCAUAUUUUCAAUGCAAACAUACUUCGCCUAAUUCCUAAAUCACUGGGGCUAUCCCUUUCCCUAAUACGAAAAUAAACUCCUUUCUGAUUUUAAAUAUAUCUAUCCAUUUAGCAUCAAAUUCAUUCCCACCUUUCUGUUUACAAUAUUCAGGCACUUGGGGUGACUUGCAGUUUAAAACUGCAGAAUAUUAAACGUAAUAAAAUCCAUGCAAUUAAACUCAAAUUCAGUUUUACUUAAAUCAAUUAGCUGUUGGAAAACUGACAGACAACAAUGUUUUUUUUCCCCGUUUAUGGUUUUCUCUGGGAGUCCUAUAAUAGAAGGCCCCCUCCCAUCUGCCUGAGAGAGAGCUUCUCCUGCUAAUGUAACUAACAGGGCGGGUUCAAAGCCGGAGAGGCAGUUCUUGAUGAUUAGCUAUGGAAGCCAGAGAAAGGCAUUGAGUAGCACCUUUACCACAUAAUAAUAAUAAUAAUAAUAAUAAUAAUAAUAAUAAUAAUAAUAAUAAUAAUAAUAAUAAUAAUAAUAAUAAUAUGUUUUGUUUCAUAGAGGAUCAAGACUUAGUUCUUAGUGAAUCAGUGCUCUAUCAAGGCUUGGUCCCAGUUUCUUUGCCAUCAGUGAUUUUCUUUGAUAAAUGUGCACAUAUUUCUCAAAUGCAAUUGCUCUCUGCAAAGCUGUCUCCAUCCUUUGGAAACCUUUUUCUUUCUGUACCCUCCGAUGAGGAUAGCAUGAUAAGGAGGGGGCUGCUUAGGAGACAGUCCCUGAGUCUGCUUUUAGGCUAAGCAGAACAAGCUUAUUUAGUGUUGUAAGCACCGUGCAUACUGAGUAUUUUUUCAUGUGCCAUUUUUUAAAAAAUGAUUGAUGGGGUAAGGACCAGCAGCCUUACUUCCUAAAUUACUGGCAGCCAUGCUGUUUCACCCCAUAGAUCCAAAACAGGACCUUUGUUUUGCUACAACAAACUUGCACGGCUGUGCUUGUGAAGUAUGACUUCUUUGAUAUAGCUUGGAAAGAUCGAACUCUUGAAGUCUUUGGAGAUAAUGUUGAGGGCGUUACAGUAGCUUUAGAGCUGUACAGCUGACUGGAAAGUUUUCACAAUAUAAUGCAGAAUGUCAACUCUUAAGACCUCUGAAAAUCUAUUUUCUUCACAAUCCCCCAUCCUUUAGGAACUAAGGCCAAGCCAAAAAUUGUAUGUAUGUGAGCCUCUAAUAAUUGGGAGUAAAAACAUGUAUAUGCUGAAUACUUGCCCACUCUGCUCUUCAGUUUGUGGUUUGUCAAAGGCCUCCCAUCUUCAGCCUUCCUUGAUCACAUCUCAUCUAGCUUAUUAGAUGACCAUCCCCAUCAGCUUAGCCACACUGAUAACAGGUAAUAGGACUUGUGAACCAAUACAUCUAGAAGCCCUUUUCAAAAAUGGUUUAGGAAAGCAAAACACAGUAACAUUGUAGAAGAAGCUAUGGCUACUGCGCUCAUUUAUUUGUCCAUUCCACACAGACAAAUUUCCUUCCUAUCAUGGUAUUUUGCUUGCCAGUAACAUUCCUCCACAUCAUCUCAUAUAUCCAGGAAGUAAUCCAGUGGAACAAUUUCAAGCAAAUCACCCAAUUCAUGAAGUAUGAUUCACAUCUAGGGAUGUGCAUCACUUUGGAUCUGAAACAAAAAUGGUGAUCCGUAGUUGGCAGGGCCCACAUGCCACACCUGUUGGUGUCACCUUGCAUCUUUUCUGGGUUUGCAUAGUGGCCAUACAAUACUAGAAAAACAUGGCUGAGUUGAGGCAUUUAGGCCGACUCUAAAGCACCUUCCUGCAUAUUAUUGAUGACUCCUUAAAACAUAUUUUCCUUGGUUACCAUACAGUACAAGCCCAGACCAAAGAUGCAACUGCUUUAAGAAGGGACUUUAAAGAAGUAUAGUGUUCAUGCCCACAUCUACUUUUUUUAAAAAAAAUUGACCAAAACUUUACACAUAGUUUCUUUUUGUGUGCAGACAUUACCUUAGUAUGAGUAUGGGUUUACAUUGUGUUUGUUUUGCACAGAAGGGCAAUUUAGAACAGGCGUGUCCAACUUUUGCCCCUCAGGUUGCCCCUCCAUGCAGCCAUGGACAGCUACUAAUGCAGCCUCUAAAACUAAAGGAAGUUUGUUAUUGAUAUACAUUAACUAUGUUAUAUAUUUUAUAUGCAGCCCAAGAUAAUUCUCUUCACUGCAGUCCAGGCAAACUAAAAGGUCAGACAUGCCUGAUUUAGAGUGAUAGUUCAAAAGAAACUGAGCUAUUCCUAAGGCGAAAGAAAAAUGUAGGCAAAAUAUUUAAUCACCCUUGGUCUGCAUAGUAUCAAUAGCCUCCUCAGGCCCAAGGUCUGUGCCUCUUGCAAGUCAAAACUUUAUAGCCUAGAUAUUGAAUUGAUGGUGGGUUCUCUCUAUGGGCUUAGCCCCUUUGCAGCAUAAAUGGCUGGCAAGCAUCGCUGAGGCCCAUAGAUGUUGUUUUAGACCCCACGCCAGUGUCCUGAGACCACCAACCAAUCCAUUUGCCUGAGAAACUAAUCCUUGGGAAGAAUUCAUAUCUUGUGUGCAAAUGGGCGGCUUGAUGUGCAUCUUGUGUGCACUUGAAUGCAUGUACAUAUGUAUCUUUGCCUCUUUGCAGUCUACACUGUUUUCUUUAUAGAACAAAGAGGUCCAUUGCCACCUGAAAAUUGGCAAGUAUUAUAUUCCGGAUUUUUUCCCCCAAAGGGUUUGUGUGGGCUGAAAUAUUUUAUUCAUAUGUGUCAGGAUAUGGGGGCUUAAAAAUUGUUGUUUACUCUGGACCAAAUUCUUGUUUUUUCUCGAUGUUGCUGUUCCUCUUUUUUAUCUCCUUCAUUUUUCUUCUGUUAUUAAUAUUCGUACUGGGGAUUUGGGAUUUUGUACUUUUCCCGUAAGUAAUAUAAUUUGAGCAGAGCUGUGUCUGAGAGAAAUAACUGAUAAAUUGAAAUGAGGAUGGUAAUGUGGGGAAGACCCAGUUUAUUUUUUUCUUUAUGAUGGUAGUUUUCUAGACAGCUACAUCAACUAUUGUUUCAAAGGAGCUUCCAAUGGGAAAUAUAGUGCCAAAAAUCUAUUUUUAAUUGAGUAGAAGAAUACUAUUCUAACUUUUGUCAGAAAAUAACAUUUUCAUUUUCACUUACUAUUGUGAUUUUUUUUUCCUGUCUGGGCUGUGCUACUUAGCUGUUGUUAAAAGGAAAAAGUGAACAAAUCAAGUUUGCUCUUCAUGAAAAGUACGCAAAGUUCUUCUGCUGAAAUUUUCUUCUUCAGGAAGUCCUGCCAUGAAAAAAAGGGGAACACUGACCAUUAUACUCUGAAUGGAGAUGAACUCUUUGAGUCUAGAUAAUGGAGGGUAUGCCCCCAAAGGAAAGACUUUCUGUAUCUCUUUACAGUUGACAAGAUGCAGCACCCAUUCAUUUAUUCAAGACUGAAUGGAUUGGCUCCUUCCUUCCUUCCUUCCUUCCUUCCUUCCUUCCUUCCUUCCUUCCUUUCAUCCAUCCAUCCAUCCAUCCAUCCAUCCAUCCAUCCAUCCAUCCUUCCCUACUUAUCUACCUACCUAAAAAAUAUCUGUUUGUUUUGCAGUGUUACAUGGUUAAUGAGUCCUACUUGAACUCCUGGUUGGAGUGUAAAAAUCUCUUCACCGAACCCUCAAAAACCAGGCUGCAUUGUGUUCCCAUGAUGCAAGGGUGUAUUUCCUUCUGAUGAUUGGGAAAAAGCUUUCUGAAUGUUGGCUUUUCUCCAGACAAUGAAAAUUAACUCAUUUACAGAGGGUUUUUUUUUUGUUGGGGGGCGGGGGGGAAUUCAUCUCUAAGUAGCUUUUAAAACCUUUGUAAACAAUGCAAGCCUAUGAAUGGUUUGGCUGUCUGCUAUCCUGCACAAGAGAAAGAGAAUCUAUGUCAGGUUUCUCCAACCGAGUGUUCUCCAGAGAUGUUGGACUACACCGCCUAUCAUUUCCAGCCAGCGUUGUUCUCGGAGGGCGUCUGGCUGAUGGAAAAGUCUAAGCUCGUAACGGCUUUCAGCAGGCGUUUGCUGAAGUACAACACUAGAUUUGAUACACAGGGAAAUGUGGAAUUACUGCACUGACUUAGCAACAACACUGCCUGCGUAAAGCUACACCUAAAGUGUAUCGGGCUGGCAAGCUGUCCUCCAUUCAUUAAGCAGGGCUUUUGGAAGACCUGCUGGAGGAUGGACUUAACCCUUCAGCCAGCUGCAUUCCUAGGUUCCCAGAGUGCUCUGGGAGUGUUCACAAGUAGCCUUCCAGUUGCAGAUGCAGAGCCAGGUUGUCUUGAGAUUUCACUUGCCUUGCAGGUCAGAGGGCAUAGCACAGAGGGCACAGGCUCUACCAGCACAGUCAGCUGAGACUCAGACAUGCAAGAGAAGAAUUGGGGAAGAGGCAUCCAAUCUGGAAAUACAAGCAUUUGUGGUGAAAUCUACAAACCCUGCCGCACUAUGCCUAGAACGGGAAGAGCUGCUGAGGCUCUGGCCAAUGGACUUUCCCCCUUGCUCCCUCCUCAGAAUUGAGGGGAAACCUACAGAACCCCUGAAGAACCUUCCCACCCCCCCACCCCGCUUUGUGUGCUGUUCUCAGUAUGGUGUUUACGUGCCAUAUGGAUUUAUAGUACCAAGCAAUGCUGAAUUGUUAAAGAGUAAUUUUGCCUUUUGAUUUCUUUUUUUCUCCCUUUCUUUAUAUCUUUAGGGUACUACUUGUAAACCUGUUGGAUAAUAAAAUUUUCUCCAAAAUACCCAAACAAACCCAACACAACAA
Messenger RNA from Pantherophis guttatus, 7884 nucleotides. The record is from RefSeq and is a predicted model, not a curated record. Lineage: Eukaryota; Metazoa; Chordata; Lepidosauria; Squamata; Colubridae.